CGUGGACAUCUUAACCCGAAACAAAAGCGCAAUUUGUCAUCAAGUUCUGGACAAGUUGCAAUAAAUAAAGCAAGUGCUAUUGUCCAUAUAGUAAAGCAGAUUUUGUAUACCAAUAACCACUACGUGCGACAACUGCGAUCUUAAUAAGGCGCACCAGUUAUUCGCUGUUGACCACAGAGCCUUUCACCGACUCAAUUCAGCGCUACAAAGAAGAUGACCACGCCCAACAUUACAUUUUAUAGAGCCAACGGAGCAUGCUCCCUUGUCCCUCAUGCUCUUUUCAAAGAACUUUCUAUUCCGUUUACAGAUGUAUUAAUGAAAUGGGGUACAAAUGGCGUCGAGGCUGCUGAUGGAAGCCUCACCAAUGACGACUACCGAAAAAUACACCACUCUGGCUACGUUCCAGCCUUGCAAAUCAACGACACAGUCAUCACAGAGAUGCCUGCGAUUCUCACAUACAUUGCUUCGCUAGCUCCCGAGCGCCACUUGCUAGGGAGAAGUGAUAUAGACCGCGCCAAAGCUGUCGAAUGGAUGGCCUAUCUCUCAGGAUCUCUUCAUGGCCUGGGCUUUGGCAAAGUCUUUCGUCCAGGGCGCUUCUCUGAGGACGAGAAACAAUUCUCUGCAAUUGUUCAACAAGGAAAGACUUUUGUUGCAAAUUGCUUCAAGAGAAUCGAUGGCCUGCUAAAGAACGUGACAUUUGCGGUCGGCCAACAAGACACCGUUGUGGACUUUAACCUAGUAAUAUUUUGGUACUGGGGUCUAGAGAUUGGCUUCCCCAUGCAAGAGGAAUAUCCCAAUUACGGCAAACUCAUCAGACGCAUGGAAACUAAGCCUUCUAUUCAGCAGGUCGUUCAGCUAGAGGGAAAGAAGCUGGCGUUUGAGCAACAGUGAUGAGAGCUAACUUGCAAGGAGGCUAUGAAAAGCUGCGAGCAAAGUGGAAGCAAGUAUUGUAAAUAUUAUAAAAUUAUAAUAUCGUAAAUAUAGUCCCCUUCGUAAUAUG
Molecule: messenger RNA, 1000 nt
Organism: [Torrubiella] hemipterigena
Lineage: Eukaryota; Fungi; Ascomycota; Sordariomycetes; Hypocreales; Clavicipitaceae
Source: the annotation of a GenBank genome assembly